Messenger RNA from Nymphalis io (European peacock), 4567 nucleotides. Its product is annotated as klaroid protein-like. Bases 392 to 2806 code for a protein of 804 amino acids. Gene Ontology annotation, biological process: nuclear envelope organization. Gene Ontology annotation, molecular function: protein-membrane adaptor activity. The transcript has 12 exons. Gene Ontology annotation, cellular component: meiotic nuclear membrane microtubule tethering complex; nuclear envelope. Lineage: Eukaryota; Metazoa; Arthropoda; Insecta; Lepidoptera; Nymphalidae. The record is from RefSeq and is a predicted model, not a curated record.
CUUGAUAAUGACGUCAUCAUAGUUUAUGUUUAGCAAAAAAGACGUUAUAGAAUUACUUUUAUCAUUUUAUUAAGUUUUCGUAUGUACAAGGAACUGUACAAUGGUUUUACAUGAACGUCAUCAACGACAUAAAAAAACUAAAAGUAUUACUAUUCUUUUAUUAGGUUAUCAUUUGAAGUGAGUGAAGCAAGACGUAACGAUACAUUUUGGCGGCAUUGCUCGAAGCCACAGAAAUAGAUUUCUUGUGCAAUAAUCAGCUUGUACUAGUCCGUUUUUAAUUUACAUUUCGAUUGGUGUGUCGACAACAGAGUGCUAGGUACAAUUAACUUAAGUGCUUAAAUAUGCAGAAGUGAUGGUGUUAUAAUUUUCAUAGUGUAAAUAUAUUCUAAUAAUGGAGAACCCGACAGUUAGCGGAUUGAGGUCAAGGUCCCGGUCGAAAACACCCUUUUUACGUUCCAGCUGCGACCGUGAGAGUUGUGCAGAGGGUGGAGAACACAAACACCACAAAUCUGGAAGAAAAACUCCUGUAAAACGAAGUACGCCGAUCAAAGAAACUGAAACAAAGCCCAUAGAAUUGGUACAGGAAGUUGAAGAGGAUUUGCCUCCCGCCUACCGCACUCGGAACUUCACUCGGCAAUCGGAAAAGCUUAUCAAAACCUCCGACUACUCCUCAGAGGAGAGUCUAGACAGGCUGAGAGGAAAUAGAAAAGAAAUUUACCAGAACGAGAUCAACAGCCAGUAUGAGCGCGUGUCGACGAGUUCUCAACGCUACAGCACGCUCGCUGACGUCACGCUCAGCCCAAUACACACAUCGCGUAACGUGACCCAGGACAGGUCGACCCGUUUCAGCAGUCCAGCGUACAGCGCGUGUUCCACGGACAGCUCGUUCGCGGAACAGGCCCUGGCUGACACGAGCGCGCUGCUGGACCGCGAGCCUACCACCGAACAUCUUCCCUACCGACUCUAUAAGAUGGCCGGGGAGUAUUGGAACAAAUACCCUAAAACGGACUACACAUAUUCACCGCUGUCCCGCGACCGAGUGGAGCUGGCUCCGGGUCAGGUCGCGGUGCCGAACAUGUCGAGACGGUCGCUGUCGCAGUUCCGCAUACAGGGACCGAACACCCUCGAUGAGCCAGACAUUCCGGCCACGUCAGUUUGGAAGACCAGUGCACUUCGAAAGAGGUUUACUAAUGUAGACAGUUCAGACGACGAGUCAUACCUUCGUAACGGCGCCUACACGAAGGCAGACGAGCGGUGGUGGAUCGCUCGCGUGCUGGCCGCCGUUGUUACCGCCGUCACCACUGCAACCAGCAACGCCUAUCGGAAAGUAGUGGGGCCCUCGCACCGAUACCCCUACACUGAGAGAAGACCGGCGAGAAGUGGUCUCGUAUCACGGACAGCAUCUGUUGCUGUAGCACCGUUUUAUUGGAUCUACACGCUGAUUAAAACGGUCAUUACAACAACUGUCACUACAAUUACAGAAACGGUAUCGUCAGGCCAAGCUAAUGAAAAGGUGAAGUUAGCGGGACGGUAUGGAGAGAAGGCAGUAGCCAAGCGGCGCUGGUGGCCCUGGUUGAUGCUACUGUUAUUGCCCACAUUUGGAUAUGGCUAUUACAAUUACAAAGAAAAUUUCCCGAAGAUUGAUUUCGAAGUUUUCUCAAAAGAGAAUCUUAUCGCUGACACAUACAAACCGCCAGAGAUAAAACAAGACACGGAUUUAACGAAACGUGUGGCGGCUUUGGAAAAUUGGGCGUUAAACGUCGACACGCGUCUGAAAUUCUACGAUCAGAAACUAUCGAAGUUGGACAAUCUCGAAGCCCAAAUCGAGCAGUAUUCAUUCACACAUUUGCAGCAAAAUCUCAUUACGAUUUUAAGUAGUAACGACAACAGCGACGCUAUCGCCGCCAAACUUAAACAACACUUCGAUAAAAAUUAUGUCACGAAUGAGCAAUUGCAAACUAUGAGUCAGGAGAUACACGAGCGACUCAUUAAUUCUUGGAAACCUGAAAUUAAUGAGGACAGUAUACGGGGAAUAGUCCAAGAAUAUCUGUUGUCUAUCGAGCGCCGACAAAUGGAAUUAAUCGUGGAGAAGGUCAAGGAAUAUGUAAGGGAGGUACAGUCGCGGCCAGUGGAGGUUAAGACUGAGGUAGAUUUCGAGGCAAUAAAAAAGAUGGUUAUUGGAAUGUUAGAUGUUUAUGACGCUGAUAAGACAGGAUUAGUUGACUAUGCUUUGGAAUCUGCUGGAGGUCAAGUAAUCUCGACGAAGUGCACGGAGCUGUACCAGAUCAAAACGAAACAGUACUCGAUCCUGGGCCUGCCGGUGUGGUGGGUGUACACGUCGCCGCGGUACGCGCUGUCGCCCGGCGCCAUGCCCGCCGAGUGUUGGGCCUUCCAGGGCUUCCCCGGGUAUCUGGUGAUACGGACGUACGCAAUCAUUGAAGUGACCGGUUUCUCGCUGGAGCACAUGUCCCGACUGCUAGCCGUUGAAGGGAAAAUCGAAUCCGCGCCCAAAAACUUUUCCGUUUACGGGCUACACGGCGAAAUGGACUCAGAUCCUCAUCUCUUCGGCGAAUAUAUGUACGAUGCAAAUAGCACAUCUAUACAAUAUUUUCCAGUAAAAUAUCCGAAGACAACAAACAUAGGUGGUGUCGAAUAUCCCGUAGCUUACGACAUCAUAGAACUCCGGGUCGAAAGCAACCACGGCAAUCCGACUUACACCUGCGUCUACAGAUUCAGGGUCCACGGCAACCCACUCAGCGAUAUAAGGAGAGCGACAGAAGAUAGCAUAAGAGACAGUGAAUCUUAGCGGAAACAUGUGACAGUUCAGUGUGUUUGUGUGUUAAAUGUUCAUGAAUUAUGAAAAGUCCAGAAACAAAAUAGUGUUCCGUAGGUUAAAUAACCGUGGCCUUAAACAACAGUUAAUAUUAGAAGUCUAAAGUACAAAUGUGUUGUCUUAUAAUAAUAUAUAUGUAAUAGUAACUUAAGUUGAGAUUUGUGCAAUGAAACGACACAAAUAACUAUAUUUAUAUAAUGAACUUUGUUGAUUGUCUUUUGAAUUUUUGACUCUUAUGUAAAUGUAGAGUACAAGUUCUUACAUAUAUACUUAUGUAUACCUCAUACAUAAGUAUGAUAAUGAUAUUAACAAAAUCAUGAUAAAUCAAAAUAAAAUUUAAGGAAUACAAAUCAUCAUCAGUUUUUGAAUAAUAGAAUAAUAACUAAUUGAAUAGUAAAGAUCUGAGAACAUUUUAAACUUAAUGUAGGUAAAGUAUUUUAUUUAUUUAAUUGUAUGUCUUAUUUAUGGUCGUUUCAGGUGCACAGACCUUAAGAACCUUCUGUGUUAGAUUAUUUCUCUGAAUCUGUUGAAACACCGCACAACGCUCGUUAAUAUACGCUUAGUUGUUCUGAGUACUUUAUAUUGAUAUUUGUAUGUAGUUUUUAAUAUUUUAAGUAUUGAUUUAGGUUUUUAAACUUAAUAUUUUAAUAUUUUAACAUAUUAAACAAGGGUCUAUAAGUCUAUUAUACGAGUUGCAAUGUCAUCACAAUUUUUAAGCAUGUCUUUUGUAUUAUAUAUUUUUACAAAGUUGUACCACUUGUAAAUUAUCUCUAAAUAUUAAAAAUGUGCUAAAUUUUCUGUUUCCACCGAAUUUUUGCUUGAAAUAGUUGUUAAUUACAUCACUAUUAUCCUUACACUAUAUCAAUUUACCUAUGUAAUCGCUACGUAUUGUAGGCUUGUCGGUCCUUGGAUUAUUUAAAGUAGUCUUAAUGAAGGAGCUAGUCCAGUUAGACGUUAGUAAACUUUAUGCCAACUUAAUUUUUAACGGUAUUUCAUUUGUCUCAAACUAACAUAGUUUUAAAAUGAGCCCAACGUCAGUGCUGACUUGAAAAUCUUGAAUGCAAAUUUAGUUGUUUUUUUUAGUAUUUGUUCCAACUUGAUUUUGCACAAAUCUGUUGUCAUUUUACAAAAUUAAAAUUGUUUAUUCACAUUCCCUUAAUAUGUCAUUAUCCAUUACGUUUAUAACUUUCUUAAUCCUAAUCUUUCUCAAGCAACAAACUAAUAUAAUAUCAUGUUUUAACUGACGAAUAUACCUUAUUUAUAUUUACAGUUACUAUGUUAGGUUAUAAUGUCUUUUUAACUAAUCAGUUACCACUAACUUUUUAAUAUUUUCCGCAAUUUUGAAUUUUUAAAGAGUUUUAAAAUACUAAUUUUAACCAUUUAUUGAAGCUUCAUAUAUCUGACAAUGACCAUUAGUAAUAAAAGCAAGGCGAUUGGUUUUAUUCUGAAUUAUUUAUUUCUACUAUAUAGAUAUCAGAGCUCAGGGUUUCCUGAAUAAUAAACUUGUAACUCUUCAGGUAUUUAUCAAUAUAAAUUUAAAAUUUAUUAAAUGUUUAAUGUUUUAACACAUUUUACAGUCUUACUUAUUAUAUACACAAUAUUUUUCUAAAACAUAUUGAUAAAUGUUACUUUUAAACUUUACUGUAUUUUAUACUGAUAUUCAUGAAUUUUAACUGUAACUACUUUUAAUUAUGUCGAAAUAUUUGUGAUGUUCGAAAUAAAAUUUAAAAGAUC